Messenger RNA from Papilio xuthus (Asian swallowtail), 1300 nucleotides. It is a transcript of the gene NGR-A34, whose product is annotated as neuropeptide receptor A34. Gene Ontology annotation, biological process: G protein-coupled receptor signaling pathway. The record is from RefSeq and is a predicted model, not a curated record. Gene Ontology annotation, cellular component: membrane. Gene Ontology annotation, molecular function: G protein-coupled receptor activity. Lineage: Eukaryota; Metazoa; Arthropoda; Insecta; Lepidoptera; Papilionidae. Bases 1 to 1260 code for a protein of 419 amino acids. The transcript has 7 exons.
AUGGAUAACAAUAGUGACUAUGAUGAAAUGUUUUUAAGAUAUGGUACGAAUUGGACAGCUGAUUAUUUGGACGAUAUCGAUACAUCACAGUAUCCAUUUCCCAAUGUACUAUGGCAUCGGAAAUCAACAAGAGAAGUGACUGUCAAAGCAUCUGCAAUGGUUGUUGUUGGCAUUAUGGGUAUCUUCCUCAAUUCCAUAAUUCUCAUCAUCCUCAUUAAAAAUAGAUGGCUCUGGACUGCCAGUAAUUAUCUCGUGGGAAAUCUGGCCUUAGUGGAUCUUUUGACCUUGAUAUUAUGCCCUUGGUUCAUGCUGGUCAGAGAUUUCUAUCAGCAUUUCGUUUUAAGGAAUUUCGGGUGCAAAUUCGAAGGAUUUCUACAAGCGACUUUUCUCCUAGCUAGUGUGGGAGCAGUGAUAUUAGUCUCCUACGACAGAUUGGCCGCGGCCGCUCUCAACUCUGAAGCGAGAGUUACCAAGUCAGUUGCUCCAAAGCUGAUCUUUGCAACUUGGUUUAUAGCAAUCGCACUGUCACUGCCUUGGAGUGUGAAGAGAGAAUUUAUGGAACGGCAGUGGCUGGACUACUUGGAGAUGUACUGCGCGGAAGAUGUCAAAGUUCUAAGUAUUUACUGGCAUUUCAUUACAAUUCUUUUAGUCUGGCUUCCAUUAGGACUGAUGAUUGUAACGUAUGGUACAAUAAUAUGGCGCUUGGAAUGGAGUGCUCGGAAACUAUCGUCUAACGGAGGAGGUCAGGUGGUUAGCAGAGCCAAGGGUAGGGCAAUGAAGAUAACAGCCUGUGUGCUGCUCGCAGCCGCGUUCUGCAGAAUCCCCUACACGGUACUGGUCUAUUGGAGGAAUAAUUUAACGCUGGAGAUUAAUGCCGUCGAAGGUGCCUACAACAUUAUGUGGUUUGUUGCAAACUAUCUGAUAUACGUGAACUGCGCUAUAAAUCCUCUUAUCUACGGUUUUACCAACCUUAGAUUCCGAAGGGCUAUGGACAGGACUGAAGGUGUUGCUUGGUUCAGAUUCAGUUCUUGGUGUUGCACGUGUUCUAUGUUUAACACAAAGAAAGGACCACCGCCAGACAAGAAUAUGGCAAAGAUUUUCGUGAUAGAAACCAGUCCUUGUCCAAAUAAGAAGAUAACGCGAGUGAUCAAGAACAUACUUCACAUAAAUAGAGACGCUGUUGAACUCAGUGUGCCGAAAGUUGAAGAAGUCACAACGAAACCAACUAAAAUCACACCAAUCAAAGUAGACAACAUAUAGAAAAAUACAUUAUUUCAGGUUGAAAGGCACUUCAAUAAAA